GCUUGUCACGCCGCAGUUUCCAGCAUAGGUCAAAGCAGAAAUGAUCCGAUCAUUAAGUUUACUCAAAUACUCUGUAAACCUCUCACAGAGGGCUCAUAUCAGGCUCUUAUCAUCCAGCAGAGGAAUAAGGAACAGAAUUGUCCCUGCCACAUUCAAUGGAGUUGAUACCAAUGGCAGACAGCAGCAGUGUCACAUCAGACCUGUCAGAGUCUGGAGCUCGAUUUUAACCGGUGCCAAUGUCACCCACCGCACCUACAGCACUCAACAAGCAGAACCUGCAGAAGAGGAGACGCUGCACAACAUCAUCAAUGACACGGAGAGCGUACAAGGAUCCUUUUCCAAACAUGAGUUCCAAGCAGAGACGAAGAAACUGCUGGAUAUUGUGGCCAGGUCACUGUACUCUGAGAAAGAGGUGUUUAUCAGAGAGCUCAUCUCCAAUGGCAGUGAUGCUCUGGAGAAACUGAGGCACAAGAUGAUGACAACAGGUGGAGACGCAGCAACGAUGGAGAUUCACCUGCAGACAGAUGCAGAUAAAGGAACCUUCACCAUCCAGGAUACAGGAAUUGGAAUGAGUCAAGAAGAGCUGGUUGCUAAUCUGGGUACCAUCGCCCGCUCUGGAUCAAAGGCGUUUCUGGAUGCCCUUCAGAAUCAAGCUGAGGCCAGCAGCUCUAUCAUUGGUCAGUUUGGUGUGGGCUUCUACUCCGCUUUUAUGGUGGCAGACAAGGUGGACGUUUAUUCUCGAUCUGCUGAACCAGAUGCUACUGGAUUCAAGUGGUCCUCAGACGGUUCUGGAGUAUUUGAGGUCGCAGAAGCUUCAGGUGUGCGUCAGGGGACCAAGAUUGUGCUCCACCUAAAAGACGACUGUAAGGAGUUCUCAUCCGAGGACCGCGUCAAAGAUGUUGUGACUAAAUACAGCAACUUCGUCAGUUUUCCAAUCUUCCUAAACGGACGAAGGCUGAACACCCUGCAGGCGCUCUGGAUGAUGGAGCCCAAAGACAUCAGCGAGUGGCAACAUGAGGAGUUUUAUCGGUACGUGGCUCAGGCUCAUGAUAAACCUCGAUACACGCUUCACUACCGUGCAGACGCUCCGCUCAACAUCCGCAGUAUCUUCUACGUGCCUGAGAUGAAACCCUCUAUGUUUGAUGUGAGUCGUGAGAUGGGAUCCAGCGUGGCUCUGUACAGCCGGAAGGUUCUGAUCCAAACCAAAGCCACAGAUAUUCUUCCCAAAUGGCUGCGAUUCAUGAGAGGUGUCGUGGACAGUGAAGAUAUUCCCUUAAAUCUCAGUCGAGAGCUGCUGCAGGAAAGCGCCCUGAUCAGGAAACUGCGAGAUGUUUUGCAGCAGCGUAUCAUUCGCUUCCUGUUGGAUCAGAGCAAGAAGGAUCCAGAGAAAUACGCUCGUUUCUUCGAGGACUACGGUCUGUUUAUGCGUGAGGGCAUCGUGACCACGGCGGAGCAGAGCGUGAAGGAGGACAUCGGUAAGCUGCUGCGCUUUGAGUCAUCGGCUCUUCCUGCGGGACAGCAGACCAGUCUGAUGGAAUACGCAUCACGCAUGAAGGCGGGAAGCAGGAAUAUUUAUUAUCUGUGCGCGCCGAACCGACACCUGGCCGAACACUCGCCGUACUUUGAGGCCAUGAAACAAAAAGACAUGGAGGUUCUGUUCUGCUUCGAGCAGUUUGAUGAGCUGACGCUGCUUCACCUCAGAGAGUUUGACAGAAAGAAACUCAUCUCAGCAGAGACAGACAUCGUGGUCGAUCAUUACAAAGAGGAGAAAUUUCAAGACAGCAAACCAGAGUCUGAGAGGUUAACCGAACAGCAGGCUGAUGAUCUGAUGGCCUGGAUGAGGAACUCCCUCGGACAGAAAGUCACCAACAUCAAGGUGACCCCUCGUCUGGACACGCACCCGGCCAUGAUCACAGUGCUGGAGAUGGGCGCCGCGCGUCACUUCCUGCGCACACAACAACUCGCCCGCAGCUCAGAGGAGAGAGCGCAGAUACUACAGCCCACACUGGAGAUAAAUACUGGACACGACCUCAUCAAGAAACUUCAUGAUCUAAAGGACUCCAGCCCUGAUCUCGCACAGAUGCUUCUGGAUCAGAUCUAUGACAAUGCCAUGAUCACCGCUGGACUGAAUGAAGACCCCCGUCCGAUGAUUUCCAGAUUGAAUAAACUUCUCACACAAGCCCUGGAGAAACACUGAAGCCCACACUGCAUUUUACACUGCUGGACUCUGUUUUACCAUCAUUGGAGCUGUGCAUGGCUCUUCAUCACCACAUCACAGCCUAAACUCAAACUAAAGUUAUUUAUAAAGACUCUGAUAUCUGUAGUUUGGGUGGAGUCACAUUUUACAUGCUGACAAGAUGCAGUUUUUGCCAUCUGUGUGUGAUGGAUGGAGAUGAAUACUGAAAGUAACUUGGAAGGAUGUUUUCUUUGAAUAGAAACAAUCAUUUGUAAAAUAGUAAAUUACUUUAAAGGUCAGAUUAUGUCUAUGUUUAUUAGGGUUUAAAUGCAGCUGAUUUACUGGUUUAUUAUCUUACGUUCCACAUGUCCUCAUCAAACAUUUCAUUAACCAUUUUUUGAAGCUUGUAAUUGCAAAUAAAUUUUCGUGUAUCCAGACAAUAUUUAGCUGUAUGUAAUCCCCAGGUACAGGUUUGUGUGUAGUUUCUAACUAUGAAAUUAAAAAUCAAGUGCUCUUGAGACUCUAAACUCACAAAGUCAAGCCAAUGGUAAAAGUGUUUCUUCUGUUUUUGAUACUAAAGGAAAAAAUGAUUACUAGUGCAGCUUUUAUUUUAAACUUUUUUUAAAUUAAGGUGUAUACUUUUAUAAAGAACCUUAAACAUGCACAGAAAAAUCUGUAAUGGAAAAGGAAAAUGUAAGAAAUUUAAUUGAUCCUUUAUUUUUAAGAGGAAUGUUGAAGGUGCUCUGUUUCUAUUACACUUUGCAUUCAUCUUUGCAAAGGCGGUCCUUUUCCAUUUCUUCUUAAUAUACAUAAGAGCUCACAAAAGCUGUUACCAUAAUAAUAAAACUAAUCAAAUCACACAGUAAGGCAUCCCAAGCAAAAAUAAAGUACACUUGAAUUUAGUAAAAAAUAUACCAGCUAGUAGACUUUUAGUACAUGGAUAAUAUUUUUAAAGUUAUACUCUACAAAUAAAUUAAUUACUAGUAUAGUUCAACUUCUGUAGUCCUUUAAAAGCAGAGAUGCCCAAACUUCGGCCCGCAAUAACCUUUAAUUUGGCCUAUCAUCCCAUGCCAUGUGAGAUAAGGAAAAAGGAUAAAUGUCAUUGAUGCAGAUGUUCAUAUUUCUAAUUAAACAUUUUCUAAAAUUUAACUUUUUUAAUUUUAUUUGUACAUUACCAAAAUUGAAACUGAAAUAAAAUGCAAGGAAUUAAAGUGAUUUUUUUGUAUACAUGCAUA
This is a messenger RNA of Paramisgurnus dabryanus, 3411 nucleotides long. Lineage: Eukaryota; Metazoa; Chordata; Actinopteri; Cypriniformes; Cobitidae. The record is from RefSeq and is a predicted model, not a curated record.